Messenger RNA from Perca fluviatilis (European perch), 7550 nucleotides. RefSeq names its product TAO kinase 1b (gene taok1b). The coding region runs from base 799 to 3834 and encodes 1011 amino acids. The record is from RefSeq and is a predicted model, not a curated record. Gene Ontology annotation, molecular function: ATP binding; protein kinase activity. NCBI's taxonomy places the organism in Eukaryota, Metazoa, Chordata, Actinopteri, Perciformes, Percidae. The transcript is spliced from 21 exons. Gene Ontology annotation, biological process: execution phase of apoptosis; protein phosphorylation.
UAGGACACAUGUGGAUGUCUCUCUCCAUCCAGAUGCAGUUGUUGGAUGCCACAGCAGUACCAAACUGAGAUUAAGGGGGGGCAACGUGUACCCUAGUAGUGUACAGCUGUUGAGCAUCCACAAGCCUCUCCAAAACUGUCACACGUGUACUCUUGUACCGAUCCGAUUCUGUGCUUUUUCCGAUUAAUUUGCUCCUUGAUUCCUUCACGAUGGAAGGGAGGCGAUUCUCCUCGCCGCCAUUUUUAGGGGAACUGCCUAUUGAAGAGAGAAACUUUGACGUUAGCAGCUAUGUAGCUAGUUUGCCAGUAGCUUGCCUGCCUACCAGUUCGUUGUGACUGCUAACGCUUGGCAGUCGUUAGCCACAGCAGCUUGCUUCACGUUGGUAUAAAUUAUCCCUGCGGCCGACCAGUAUACGUGACAAAAACAACGGUUAUUGCUAAAGUGAACUAUAUAGAUAGAAGUCAGUGUGAUCGUCGUGGGCAGUGCAAUUGUGCGGCUAGAUUAGCAUUGCUAAUUCAUAGCUAACGAGUUCACACUUUGAUUUCUCUGGACUGCAAUGCCUCGUCUGUGAUUUUAGCGUCAGCUACUUAGCUAGCUAACGUUACUCUGCGACUGGAUUAACCAGCCGUUUACACACCAUUUCGCAACCUGCGUGGAUUCAUUUUAACCGGGUGCCCAUGUGCUGGUUCCUUAGGCCCAUCCAUUACUGCAGAUGAAUCUUCAGCUGCUUUGGUGUAGCUCAGCACCCAGAUAGUCCCAUCCCCUUUGCGUGGGUGACCAGGGACUACAUUAACCAGGAUGCCCUCCUCUGUAAGGGCAGGGAGCCUGAAGGAUCCGGAUGUGGCUGAGCUUUUCUUCAAAGAAGACCCAGAAAAGCUUUUCUCUGACCUCCGAGAGAUUGGCCAUGGCAGCUUUGGCGCUGUCUACUUUGCACGGGAUGUACGCACAAAUGAGGUGGUGGCAAUUAAAAAGAUGUCCUACAAUGGCAAACAGUCUAAUGAGAAAUGGCAGGAUAUUAUAAAGGAGGUGAAGUUUCUCCAGAGGAUCCGGCACCCCAACAGUAUAGAAUACAAAGGUUGUUACCUCCGUGAGCACACAGCAUGGCUGGUGAUGGAGUACUGUCUCGGCUCAGCCUCCGAUCUGCUAGAAGUUCAUAAAAAACCUUUACAAGAAGUAGAGAUUGCUGCCAUUACACAUGGUGCUCUGCAAGGGCUGGCCUACCUUCAUUCCCACAAUAUGAUCCACAGGGAUGUGAAGGCAGGUAACAUUCUGCUGACUGAGCCUGGGCUGGUCAAACUGGCAGACUUUGGCUCUGCCUCCAUUGCCUCACCUGCCAACUCCUUUGUGGGAACACCAUAUUGGAUGGCCCCGGAGGUCAUUCUAGCUAUGGACGAGGGCCAGUAUGAUGGGAAGGUGGAUAUCUGGUCCUUAGGGAUCACCUGUAUAGAAUUAGCCGAGAGGAAGCCUCCCUUGUUUAACAUGAAUGCAAUGAGUGCCUUAUACCACAUAGCGCAGAAUGAGAGCCCCACACUGCAAUCCAGUGAAUGGACGGAUUACUUUAGAAACUUUAUUGAUUCUUGCCUUCAGAAAAUCCCCCAGGACAGACCACACUCUGACGAUAUGCUGGGUCAUGCGUUUCUGCAGCGUGAACGUCCGGACUCCGUGCUGAUGGAUCUUAUUCAGAGGACCAAGGAUGCAGUGCGGGAGCUUGACAACCUGCAGUACAGGAAGAUGAAGAAGAUCCUCCUUCAAGAGGCCCACAACGGACCCACAGCAGAAGCCCAGGAUGGAGACGAGGAGCUGGAGCCGGGCGGAGGUCGGACAGGAACGGUGAACAGUGUCGGCAGUAAUCAGUCCAUUCCCAGCAUGUCCAUCAGCGCCAGCUCCCAGAGCAGCUCUGUCAACAGUCUGAACGAAGCGGCCCAGGACAGCCGCAGCGAACUGGAACUGAUGGAGGGAGACCACACCGUCAUGUCCAACAGCUCCGUCAUACACCUCAAACCGGAAGAAGAGGAGAGUUUCUCUGGGGAGCAGGCAGCCCGCAACGAACCCUCUGAGCCCCAGCCAACACCAGCUCAGCCCCCAAGGAAGCACUACCGCAACAGAGAGCACUUUGCCACCAUACGCACAGCGUCACUCGUGACCCGUGAGAUGCAGGAACACGAGCAGGACUCGGAGCUGCGGGAGCAGAUGUCAGGAUACAAACGCAUGAGACGGCAACAUCAGAAGCACCUGAUGGCCCUGGAGAACAAGCUGAAAGGGGAGAUGGAUGAGCACAGGCUGAGGCUGGACAAAGAGCUGGAGAGUCAGAGGAACAACUUCACCCAGGAAAUGGAGAAGCUGCUCAAAAAACACCAGGCGGCCCUGGACAAAGACCUUAAGACGUUUACCAACGAUGAGAAGAAGUUCCAGCAGCACAUCCAGGUGCAGCAAAAGAAGGAGCUCAGCAGCUUCCUGGAGUCACAGAAGCGGGAGUAUAAACUUCGCAAGGAGCAGCUCAAAGAGGAACUGAGCGAGAACCAGUCGACUCCUAAGAAAGAGAAGCAGGAGUGGCUGUCCAAGCAGAAAGAGAACAUCCAGCACUUCCAGGCGGAGGAGGAGGCCAACCUGCUGAGGAGACAGAGGCAGUACCUGGAGCUAGAGUGUCGGCGGUUCAAACGUAGGAUCCUCAUCGCCAGACACAAUGUGGAGCAGGAUCUUGCUAGAGAGGAGCUGAACAAACGGCAGACACAGAAGGACCUGGAGCACGCCAUGCUGCUCAGACAUCACGAGUCGAUGCAGGAGCUGGAGUUCAGGCAUCUGGGGACGAUCCAGAGGGCGCGGGCAGAGCUGAUCCGGACCCAGCACCAGACCGAGCUCACCAACCAGCUGGAAUACAAUAAGAGAAGGGAGAGGGAGCUGAGGCGCAAGCAUGUCAUGGAGGUCCGACAGCAACCCAAGAGCCUCAAGUCUAAGGAGCUUCAGAUUAAAAAGCAGUUCCAGGAGACUUGUAAAACCCAGACCAGGCAGUACAAGGCCCUCAGGAACCAUCUGCUGGAGACCACGCCCAAGGCUGAUCACAAGGCUGUGCUCAAGAGGCUGAAGGAGGAGCAGACCAGGAAGCUGGCCAUCCUGGCCGAGCAGUACGACCACUCCAUUAAUGAAAUGCUCUCUACGCAGGCUCUGCGGUUAGAUGAGGCUCAGGAGGGGGAAUGUCAGGUUUUAAGGAUGCAGCUGCAGCAGGAGCUGGAGCUGCUCAACGCCUACCAGAGCAAGAUCAAGAUGCAAACCGAUGCUCAGCACGACAAGGAGAGGAGGGAGCUGGAGCAGAGGGUUUCUCUGCGGAGGGCUCUGCUGGAGCAGAAAAUUGAGGAGGAAAUGCUUGCCCUGCAGAACGAGCGCCUGGAGCGAAUCCGCUCACUGCUGGAACGGCAGGCCCGAGAGAUCGAGGCUUUUGACUCCGAGUCAAUGCGACUGGGCUUCAGCAACAUGGUGCUCACAAACCUGGCUCCCGAUUCUCAGGGAGGCUGGGGGGGAGGAGGUGGCCAGGGGGCUCAGGGUGGGGGCCACUGGCCUGGUGGAGGAGGCGCCCACCAUAGUCAUCACCACCAGGGGGGCUCCAGCUCACAGCAGCCCUGGGGUCACCCCAUGCUGGCUGGGGGCCCGCCACCCUGGAGCCUCCACCACCCUGGAGGAGGGAAUCAGAGGGGUAGCGCGGGAGGCGCAGGAGGGGUGAGGAACAGUCCUCAGGCUAUGAGGAGGACGUCAUCGGGGGGGAGAAAUGAACAGGGCAUGAGCAGGAGCGCCAGCAUCACCUCUCAGAUCUCCAACGGAUCCCACCUGUCGUACACCUAGAACACACACACACACACACAAGCAACACGAUAAUUGUCUUAAAGUCAAAUUCUUGUGCACCGAGGUGACACUACACAGACACGCACCAUGCAUGCACCACACAUGCUUCACAUACACUUAUUUCCCACAGUGUGUCUAACACACACUGCACAGUGCUAAGACUGGGUUUACCUCAGCCCAGUAUCUCUCCAUCACCACUGCUCUCUUACAUCAGUGUACUGCUAGCAGUAGUCUGUGGAAACCCAGAAGUCUUAAGACUCAUCCAAGAUGGCUGAGGGCCAUAUACAGAAAGCCACAGUGCAAUAGUGUCAUUUUUACUGUAGCCUUUAGUGCUAUUUAAUGUGUUUUGCCAUGUUAGUCUCUGUUGCCAUAAAUGUGAUGCUUUCACAAUAUGGUGCAUUGUGGGAAAAUUUGCAUCCAGUGUGCAAUUUUUAGAAUCACAUUUAAAAAAAAUUGUUUUACCUCAAAUCACUCACAGUUCAAGAUUUAAGCACAGACAUCUUACGGAUAGAAAGUGUAAUGAGAUUGUUGUUUAUGUGCAGUUAUUGACGAAUGAGAAGGCAGGCGGUAAUGUAGGGGUAUGACUUAAGAUUAAAGAACAGACAGUUUCAGAACACAUUGGGACAGGUCUAGAAGGAUCAUGAAAAAAGUGCAAAGGUUGUUGUAAGUGAGUACCAGUGGGUAUCUCUGAUUUUAUAGUAGUAGCACAGGUACAUCCAAAGUGUCACGAAUAGUAAUAGCUAAAAGUAUGCAAUCUUUCAUUUCAGCCUAAUUGACUUAACUGAGAGGGUUAUUCUCCACCUGAGAGGACAUCUAACCAGUGAAAUCACCUUAUGCAAUGUUUUACUGAUAUGAGUAGUUAGGAGUUUUUGUGUACUGUGAGCAGGGCUGCAAAGAUGCCAAAGUUAAGGGUGCACAGUCCGAUCUAUGCCAACACACUGUUAUGUAUUUAAUGAGACUGUGCGAGUGAUGUCAGUGGAAAUUCAGGUAAUACUAUGUGGCCAAGUUAGAUGCAUGUGUUGCUGGAUGGAAGGAGAGAAGGGAGUCAUUUCUUGCGCAUCCUCAUUGGCUCGGCUCUUGGGUUUCCACAGACCUCUCUUUACUCAUGCCUGCCAAGUGGACAGCCAGUCUGAGGGAUACUGUAGCCUUAUUAGUCCACAGCCGUCAUAACAGGGAUGGGUUUUCAGCAGCAUCUAACCUCCCCUUGAAUAGUAUCAAAACUAAUGUUCACUCCUAAAUAGUUUGCAGUAAUUUUCUGGUCUAAUCUGGCCCUGUGUUGGUCCAUGAAAGCGAUGCACGACGCAGUAAAAAAACUUUAUCUGACAAAUAGAACCAUGCCUGUUGGUCUACCUCAAGAACAUUCGAGCAGAGCUUCACCACAGGGUGUCGUGAUUAACAAUGACUUGCACUUUGGCACAGGCCUUCACCCACACUAAACAAUUAUCAGUUUUACACACACACACACACACACACACACACACACACACACACAUAUAUGCGCAUACAGUAGUUAUAGAAUGUUUAUUCCCCAGUGAAACAGUAUGUCCCUUUGCCCACUUGGUUGAUGGAUGCAUGUACAUGGGUACAUUUUGUGAAAAUGGGAUUGGGACAUAAAGGUGCUUAAAAAAGACGAAAAAUAACAUACUCCGCAGUCGUUUGUUGAGUUGGCUACAAAUGAGCAACACACUCAGCAGCAUUUGUGUUGGCUCAACAAAUCCAUCUUAGUUGCCUAAAAAUGUCCCUGUGUGUUUUUAAUGAAAAAAAAAUAAUCAUUUCAUGGGACUAUAGUUACAGUGAAUGAAAGGGAGCGUAAAUGAGGAGUUUUACUAGCCCUCUGCCGGUUGGUGACUGCUGAAUGUCUCGUUGGGUGGAUGGGCGGUGAUGCUGUGAUCUCUGCUGCCAUGCUCCUGCAACCUUCCCCGGUCUGACAUCCCACUCUGUCUCACCCCCGGUGAACCCGAUGUCAUGUUCUGACCAGCGACCUCCCUGAUUCCCUCCACCUUCGUUUCCUCCCCUCCUCAGCCUGUUGUGGUCUUCACCCCCUCCUUGAUCUAAUUGGGAAGAGCUCUUUCAGUAAAAUGAGAGAGAGAGAGAGAGAGAGAGAGAGAGAGAGAGAGAGAGAGAGAGAGAGAGAGAGAGAGAGAGAGAGAGAGAGAGAGAGAGAGAGAGAGAGAGAGAGAGAGAGAGAGAGAGAGAGAGAGAGAGAGAGAGAGAGGUGGAAGUAUUACUAUGAAAUGCAGAGAUUAUGCAUUAUAAUUUUUAGAGGUGGAAUGUACAGGAAACCUGUUAAUAUUGUAUAUUUUGAAUUUGAAAAUAUGGAAAUCUAAUUGACAAAUCAAAGACAACUUAACUAGUUGUGAUGCGGACACAGUGAUGUGGUUUUAGACCAGCGGUAUUCAAAUGAACGUUCAAUUUACAGCUGCUAGGUUUUCCCUGACUUGCAGCUGCGAGUUCUGAAACUUGAUACAGAUAUUCUGUUGUGAAUGAUAACACAACUCUAGGUCAUAUUGCAUUGAGUAAAUGGCAACAUUUAGUUUGAUGCUGAAUAAGGAUGAUUUUACACAUAAUUUGAACUCUAGUUAGGUGUAGCUUUGCAUUAGCAAUGGCUAUAUUUUACUGACAUUAUGCUACCCAAUAUAGAAGACUCAACGUGUCUAUUUAGGUUUUUCAUGGUUUUUAGAAGACUCAGCCCUAAAGUAAAUGUUAUAAUAACACAGAACAAUAAAGAAUUUUCUUCAACUAUCUGGAAAACUGCUGAAUUCUACAAUAUUUGGCUGCGUAAACCAUAUUUAGUGUACUCUACAACCAAAAUUCUUGCACAAGACGGUGAAAAUACAUCUGUUGUUUGAUAUCUCUCUUUGAUAUAACUCUUAGGUGUUGUAGGGUCCACGGAUAUAAUUUGGACUUGAUUUAUGAAUCAUCUACCCUCUUCUGUUGUGGUUAUACACAAAGCAUUUUCACACUGCACUUAAGUUUUUGCCUUUUUUAUCUUACCACCCUGCACACAUGAAUUUAUAAUCAUGUUGUUUCUCUUGGCUAAGUUAGGAAAACAGAAAAACCACAGAAUGUGGUGGUCAAACUGUUUUCUUCAGCCAGUAUGCCAUUGUACCCAACCAAUGUGUUAUUUCCUUUUAUGCCAGAAAGGUUAAUUUUACUUUCCAGAAGAUGUCAGCAGAUUUCGGCCAAAUGAUUUUUAGAACUUCUCUUGUGUUUACUAUAACUCCCAGGUGUUUUGCGAGGCAGUCGGGCAGAGUCCAGCUUUAGACCUUGGUCACUCUGAACUGGAUCAGUUGCACUGAUUGCACAAGUGAUUGACCAGAUUAAAGAGACUACUGUGAUCCCCCAUAGUAUUGCUGAGGGACGGCUGCCAUUGGCUGAAAUAGGCGAGAGGGAGGGUUAGGUCUCUGUACAGUCUGUUUAUCAGUAUUCCCUUUAUCUCUCCUGUCAUUUGGUGGAUCUUGCUGUUUUAUUCUACGUAGUCCAGAGACCUGUAUUAAACUGUAUUAAAUUGUAUAGAUUGUGCAAAAAGGUGAAUGUCGCAUAGCAGAAGAGAAAAGCUAUUCCUUACAGAUGACAAAGUGAUUUAAAAUGUAUAAAAGACAUUGAGAAACAAAGUUUAGGGGGAUAAAUGUAAUAUUUUGUUUGUAAUUACUAUUUUUUGUUGGAAGAGGGCUACUGGAUAAAGAAUCAUCUGUAAUAAAGUAAUUUUAAUAUUU